UUGCUCUUCACAUUCAUGGCUGAGUCAGCUUCGGAUGAUCCUACCAAAUGGUUUGCCUGCAUCCUGAAGGACAGUGUCACAGAAACACUGCCAAUGGUGAAUAUGUCAGGAGCAAUUUCUGGAUAUUCCUUCAAGCAAUGCCCUCAUCAAUUAAGUGCUUGCAGCAAAGACGUGUAUGUGGACCUAGACAUGAAGGGCAUGAACUAUAACAGUUCUGUUGUGAAGGAUGCUCGGGAAUGCCAAGAGAGAUGCACAAGUGACGCCCACUGCCACUUUUUCACAUACGCAACAGGGCGUUUUCCCAGUGUGGCGCAUCGUAAAACUUGUCUUUUGAAGUACACUCAGCCGGGGACACCAACCAGAAUAACAAAGCUCAGUCACGUGGUAUCCGGAUUUUCCCUGAAGUCCUGUGGACUUUCUAACUUGGCUUGCAUCAGGGACAUUUUCCCUAACACGGUGCUUGCAGACCCCAACAUUGACAGCGUGCUGGCCCCAGACGCCUUUGUCUGUCGGCGGAUUUGUACCCAUCACCCCAGUUGUCUGUUUUUUACAUUCUUUUCCAAAGAAUGGCCAAAAGAAUCUCAAAGAAAUCUUUGCCUCCUUAAGACAUCUGAAAGUGGAUUACCAAGCUCACGCAUUGCAAAGAGCAACGCCCUUUCUGGCUUCAGUCUCCAGCAUUGCAGGCAUAGCACCCCAGUAUUCUGUCAUCCGUCCUUUUACAAUGACACCGAUUUCUUGGGAGAAGAAUUGGACAUUGUUGAUGUGAAAGGCCACGAAACCUGCCAGAAAAUGUGUACCAACGCCGUCCGCUGCCAGUUCUUUACCUAUUCCCCGUCUCGAGGGUCUUGCAAUGAAGGCAACCAUAGGGGCAGAUGUUACUUAAAACUUUCUUCGAAUGGAUCUCCAACUAGGAUACUUCAUGGGAGGGGCGGCAUCUCUGGAUACACAUUGAGGUUGUGCAAAAUGGAUAAUGUGUGCACAACCAAAAUUAAGCCCAGGAUUGUUGGAGGAACCGCAUCUGUUCACGGUGAGUGGCCAUGGCAGGUGACCCUACACAUCACCUCGCCUGUCCAGGGACACCUGUGUGGAGGCUCCAUCAUUGGAAACCAGUGGAUACUGACAGCUGCUCAUUGCUUCUCUGGGGCAGAGACAUCUAAAAACCUGCGUGUCUAUGGCGACAUUGUAAAUCAAUCAGAAAUAAAUGAAGAUACUACUUUCUUCAGGGUUCAAGAAAUAAUAAUCCAUGAUCAAUAUAAGAUGGCAGAAAGUGGGUAUGAUAUAGCCCUGUUGAAACUGGAAUCAGCCAUGAAUUAUACAGAUUCUCAGCGGCCGAUAUGCCUACCUUCUAAAGGAGACAGGAACGUACUGUACACAGAGUGCUGGGUGACCGGAUGGGGGUACACCAGAUCACGAGGCAAAAUACAAAAUUCUCUCCAGAAAGCUAAGGUACCAUUGGUGUCAAAUGAAGAAUGUCAGACAAGAUACACAAAGCAUAAAAUAACCAACAAGAUGAUCUGUGCAGGAUAUAAAGAAGGGGGGAAGGAUGCAUGCAAGGGAGAUUCUGGAGGGCCGCUGUCCUGUAAACACAAUGGGGUCUGGCACUUGGUGGGCAUCACCAGCUGGGGUGAAGGCUGUGGUCAAAAGGAAAGGCCAGGUGUCUACACCAACGUGGCCAAGUAUGUGGACUGGAUCUUGGAGAAAACUCAAACGGCAUGAAAGAGUUCA
Messenger RNA from Peromyscus eremicus (cactus mouse), 1725 nucleotides. Its product is annotated as coagulation factor XI. Gene Ontology annotation, cellular component: extracellular region. The transcript has 13 exons. Gene Ontology annotation, molecular function: serine-type endopeptidase activity; protein binding. Gene Ontology annotation, biological process: proteolysis. The record is from RefSeq and is a predicted model, not a curated record. Bases 16 to 1716 code for a protein of 566 amino acids. NCBI's taxonomy places the organism in Eukaryota, Metazoa, Chordata, Mammalia, Rodentia, Cricetidae.